AUGCUGUGGCUGAAGAUGGGCCCUUCUGCAAUGUUGGCCCUCCACGCUCUGCUGGCACUUAUGGCUGUGACCCCUGUUGCACCUCACCCCUGCCCCCGGCCGUGCUCCUGCCCACAACCCACAGAACUACACUGCACCUUCCGCUCCCUCACCACAGUGCCAGCUGCUGUGUGGAAGCAUGUGGAGCGCAUGAACCUGGGGUUCAACAGCAUUAGUAAGGUUACAGAAAAAUCCCUGUCUGGAUUGAGGCAGCUGGAGCUCCUGCUGCUUCAUGGGAAUGACAUCCACAAUCUCCCUGAUGGUACAUUCAGGGACCUCGUGUCUCUUCAGAUGUUAAAGAUGAGCUACAACAAACUGCAGGAGAUCAACAGAAACACUCUUCAGGGUUUGUGGUCUUUGGCCAGAUUGCACAUAGAUCACAACCGACUGGAGUUCAUCCACCCCGACACCUUUCAGGGUCUCACGUCUUUACGGUUGCUGCAACUGGAAGGCAACCGGCUUCAGCAGCUCCAUCCAGCCACCUUUGCCACCUUCACCCUCAUUGGCCACUUCCACAUCUCCACAUUGAGAAUCCUCUAUCUGUCAGACAAUGAGCUGGUAACACUGCCCCCCAAGCUACUGAUGGCCAUGACCAAGCUGGAGAACCUGUACCUCCAUGGGAACCCAUGGACCUGUGACUGCAACAUGAGGUGGCUCCACAACUGGGAUAAAACUUCACCAGGCAUAUUAAAAUGCAAAAAGGACAGGGCCCUUCCUGGUGGCCAGUUGUGUCCUACGUGCUCCUCACCCAAGCACCUCCAGGGGAAGGUGCUCCAAGCUGUGGAGAACCUGGUCUGCAGCAGCCCAGUCAUCAGUGCUCCCCAUAGGACUACUCCACCUGCGGAUGCUGAGACUGAGGUCUUGACCACUGAGGACUUCAAAGAACCAUUUGGUAACAUUUCCCUUGGCCUGUCAGAUGAACAUGGGAACAAGGUGGAUCUAAAGUGUAGCAUUGGUGAGCCUAGCGGGACUACCAACAUCACAUGGGCGCAAGUCAACCAGUUUCAUCUAGUCACCAACAUCACUUUGUCAGUGGAUCUUGAAUGCCAAGUUGAUAGACAUAAGUAUGAGGCACUGUGGAGGAUCAUUGCAUAUUACAGUAACAUGCCAGCACACUUAGAGAGAGAGAUGAUACUGAGCGAGGAGCCUAAUCUGACCUAUGUGUACAGACAGGAUUCCAUAAGAGAUGCAUUGUACUACACACGUGUUCAGGCUAAUAUCAUGGCUAAGCCACAAUGGCUGAUGCAGACAUCUGUGGACCUUCAGCUGAACAGACCAAAAUCUUCAGAAAAAAUGGUGAAGCUGAUCCUCAACACCUAUCUCUCAGAGGCAAUUGAGAAAGAGCUGGUGCGAAGACAGACAAGGGCAUGGGUCAUGAUUAAGUCAAGAAAUAGUACCCGACAAGUACUGAGUGCUAUCUUGGGUGCCCCUACACAUAUGGACUGCAACAUCUACAGUUCUGGUGAACCAGCUAUCAGUUGGAUUUUUCCAGAUGAUGUGAAGAUAGAGGCACCAUACAGCACUCCAGACAACAGAGUAUCUGUGUCUAGAAAUGGACAGCUGGUCAUUAAAACUGUCAGUCACACAGAUGCAGGAGUUUACUACUGCAGUGCCAUGGUGAGUGGAGACCUUGCUGUCCUGCCAUUCCAUUUGACAGUACAAGAAUCUUCAAGUCCUUCCCCAGGGGAGGACACCUCACUUACAGCAAUUAACAGAUUUGUAGGAAGCCCAAUUUCUCUUCCUUGCCCAGUCUACAGCUCCCCUGAUGCUGAAAUUAACUGGAUACUACCAAACAGCAACAUAGUUGGUUUCCACACCAACUCCUCCAGAGCUCGGAUCUAUUCUAAUGGCACUCUUUAUCUUGGCCAGAGUCAACUUUUGGACAGUGGAUUUUAUAAAUGCAUUGCCAUGAAUCUACAUGGUGUGGACACUCGAGCUACAAAAGUAACUCUCAUCAGACGCAAAGGGCCGAUAAGACCUGUGAGGAAAUUUCCCACUAAACCUCAGUCAGCUGCACGGGAGGAUACUAAGAUGAUAGAUCUGAGUGAGGACACAGCAGAGGCAUCAGGUGAGGUCGAAGUGACUCAGGUGAAUGUGCCAAAAGAUCAUCCAGAUGUUUUGAGAAGCAGAGUUUCAGGAAGGGGGGACACAGGGAGGAGCAGUUUGCAUCCAGUGAAGAACACCUGGCGGAGGCAACCGGUGCAGAGAAAAACUGUGGGCGCCCGUGUUGAAGCCAGGAAGAAAACAGCUGAGAGCAGGAGAAGGAUUAACAUACCAAAUAAUAAAUUAGACCCAAAGAAAUGGGCACACAUUUUGGCUAAGGUUAGGGAUAGAAAUGCUCAGAGUGCUGUAACAUCAAAUCCAGUUCAGCACAUGACUUUGAGAGAACAGAGUUCAGAAAGAGGACAGACAACUCAGUCACAAGAAAACACUGAAGGGUCAUCAGAUGGGAAGAUGACACAGGUCACCACACCAUUCACAAAUAUAAAAACUACCCUCAACAAUACUCAAGGUCCUGACACAGAUAUAACACAGACAUUAUACAGUAACCAUGAUAUGAACACACACAGCACUUCUACUCCAGCAGGCCAACACACAGCACACACUCCAUCCACUGCACGUCACACAACUCCUCACAUAAACUUGAAUUCACACACUUCAGCCAGAUUACAGAACACAGCUGCUCCGCUACACACUGUCACUCGCUGGCAGACAAACACAAACAUCACCGACAGCAGCACUAGUUUUUCUACACAAAAGAGCCAGAACACAAAUACAGAUGUUGAAAGAGUCACUGCUGAUACGUCCCAGGCUUUGGAGAAGAGCAAGGAUAGAGAUACUUCAAAUAUUGUUGCCAACUCUAACAAGAAGAAAACUUUAGCAUCAUAUACAAAACCAAACAUUGCAGCACAUGACAUUUUACGCUCUGAGAUGAGGUUGAUAACAGCUUCUUCAGCUCUUACGGAGAAUCAAAUUGAAGAAAAUUUGCCCGCACGCCUCCAACAACUGAAUAAAAAAGGUAAGGAUGGAAGAAGAAGAUUGAACAGAAGGAAACAAAAGCUGAAUAAAGUCCCAGAGUUUGUUACCACCACACUUUGGGAUCCCCAUUUUCCUGCAGUCAGGACCACCGCCUCCACACAGCUAAAAAUAGAGUCACCAGAAGUUACAGUGGCCAAUUUCAAUACCACUGUUCCAUUCAGCAGCCGCCAAGUAGCGUCAUUAGACAGACUGAGUCACAAAGAAAGCACAGUCUCCAGGCAUCACAGCGAGGCAGCCACCAAAAGCUCUUCACUUCCAGUUUCUACCCCUGAAACAAAGAACCUCCUUCUACCAUUGGCCAAACCACCCUUCGAUUGCACAUCAACAGCUCCAUCAUUUCCAACAGCCACUCCUGAAGCAGGUCGUGGAAAAAUCGUAACUGAAAUACCCUUCAUAAUCUUGAAGAGUGCAUCUCCUACAGUGGCUAUAGAUAUGUCCACCACCAGCCAGCAGAGGUUAAUGAGCAGCACUCACAUUCCUCUUAAACCUUUAUUAGAGGCACAAAACAUAGGCAUUAUGAGAGGCUUUGGAUCUAUUAGUUCUGACAAUUUUUCUGGGGAUCUUCACAUGGCAAUACAAAUGGAAGCAGAUGUGGACCAGAAUCAACUAGACCAUCAAGACACACCCACUAAAAAGAAUGAACAAAUGCUUCUGAACUAUCUGCUACCUGACUCAGUUACUCCUGCUUUUAAGCAAGACGUCCAAUCAACCACUGACACAUACAAUCCCUUCACUGAAAGUGGUUUCAUCACAACACUGGGCACCAGGUUUUUACAAGGCAAACUGUUGACAGAGCAAGUUACCACAGUCAAACCUGAAAGGCUGCAUCCAAGCAAUGCUAAUGAUGACGCCGAUAGUAGAAAAAACAAUGUAACAGCACUUCCCUUUCCUACUCCAUCAAGACCUGUGAUCUCCCCCACAAGUACAGCACCACUUCCAACAGAUGCUAAAUUGAUCUCCCAACUGCUUCCACCAAGACCUGCCUUCCAGGAGGGUCCCAGGAUCAAUGACCUUCCAGGUAGACAAGACUCAGAGUUCCCUGCUAUUACUACUAGGGCAACACCAAACACAGGAUCAUAUUCUGAUCCUACAACCCAGUUAGCUGACCCCAAACAGCUUGUGAUUACUAGUAUAAAUCCACCUUCCUCACCCAUAAAAUUAACUAGCGUGCAAGGAGUCAAGCCCACCCCUAUUCCAACAUUCCAGACUUACCAACAUGGAGCAGGACGAACAACAAGCACUCAGGAUGUACCUCAGAAGCACAAAUUACCUGAACAAAGUUCAGUUCUAAGAGGAAAACCAAGGAUAAUUGCAAACAAUUUCCAGACUUUCAAAGUCAAAGUUGAAACAGAUGCUCAACUUCCCUGUGAGGCUGUGGGGGAGCCAAUGCCCUUCCUGUCAUGGACUAAAGUUGCAACUGGAGCAAGUAUAGCUCAGAACACCAGGGUCCAGAGGUUUGAGGUCCAUCCAAAUGGUACAUUAAUCAUCAGGAAUACACAGCUGAUGGAUCAGGGUCAGUACAUGUGCAUGAUCCAGAACCAGUUUGGCUCAGACAAGGCAACAGUCAACCUCAUGGUUCUGUCUGAGCACCCACGGAUCCUCCAGCCUCGCCACAGAGACAUGAUUGUGCGUCCAGGGGGCACUGUUAACUUGGAGUGUAAAAUUGAUGGACACCCCACACCCCGUGUUACAUGGGAACUCCCUAACCGUGUCCAUAUGACUGCUGCACCACCUAGUGGUGCCUCUCACCAGCGUGUUGCUGUCAUCCAUAAUGGCACCCUCCAUAUAACCCGGGCAGUUUAUGCAGACAGGGGAAUUUAUAAGUGCAUUGGCAGCAGUUCAGUGGGGUCCGAUACAGUGUCUGUCCGUCUGUUUGUCUUAGCACUGCCACCUGUGAUUCAGCAACCAAAGCAUGAGGACAGAACUGUCGUAGAGGGUAGCAGUGCCUACCUCCACUGCACUGCCACAGGUGCACCCACACCUCAUAUCCACUGGAUCACACCUGAUGGUCUCCAGCUAACCGCCUCUCAGGCUUUCACUACCCACACCAUCUUUGUCUUCCUCAAUGGGACUUUGUACUUGCAUAGACUGGGCAUGGGGAAUGCUGGGAAAUAUGAGUGCACAGCAAGUAAUGCUGUGGCAGCUAGCAGGAGAACAGUGACAUUGAGCAUACGAAGGAAUGCCUCUUCCUCCACCAAGGCCAGGACUACCUCCUCAUCACCAAGGAAGACAGAUGUGAUCUAUGGUGGAAACCUUGUGCUAAAUUGCCUGGCAACAGGGGUGCCAGAGCCUCGGAUAAUCUGGAGGACACCCUCUAAGAAAUUGGUUGAUGCUCAUUACAGCUAUGACACCAGAAUCAAGGUCUUCCCCAAUGGCACCAUUGCCAUUCACUCUGUGAAUAAGAAGGACAGCGGUGACUACCUGUGUGUGGCACGCAACAGGGGGGGUGAUGACUACAUUCUGCUGGGGGUCAACGUGUUGACCAAGCCAGCCAUGAUUGAGCACAAGCAGGAGCGGUCCAGUCAGGAGGUGGUGUAUGGUGGAGACCUGAAGGUGGACUGCGUAGCCUCUGGCCUUCCUGACCCUGAAAUCACCUGGGCAUUGCCAGAUGGAACAAUGGUCAAUCCAGUCAAACACAGAGAGAGUGUGAAUGUGGGACGCAGUCGCAGGUAUGUGGUGUUUGACAAUGGGACCCUGUACUUCAAUGACGUGGGCAUGCAAGAAGAAGGUGACUACACAUGCUAUGCAGAGAACCAACUUGGCAAAGAUGAAAUGAAGGUCAAAAUCAAGGUUAAGGUUUCAGCUGCCAAACCACAAAUUAAGGAUAAAGAGCCAAAGAGCAUCAGUGUUUCCUAUGGUGAGAGAGUUUCAUUGAAGUGUAGUGCCAACGGAGAACCAGCACCUGAUAUUACAUGGAUAUCUCCAACCAAGAGAGUAAUUUCUUCUGCCUUAGAUAAAUACCAGGUCUUCAAUGAUGGAACAUUGGUGAUUCAAAAGGCCCAACGUCUUGAUGGUGGUAACUACACCUGCACAGCCAAGAACAGUGCAGGACAGGACCAUCAUGUCAUCAGGGUGGAGGUGGUGGUAAUACCUCCAAUGAUUAAUGGGUUAAGAGGCACUACAAACACCAUCAAUGUGACUGCAGUCCAGGAUCAGAGAAAGCUGAUGGACUGCAAGGCAAAGGGAAGUCCCACCCCAAAUGUUAUAUGGGUUUUGCCAGGAAAUGUUGUUCUUCCUGCCCCAUACUUCAGAAACAGAAUGAUUGUUCACCAAAACGGGACCCUGGAAAUCCGGUCACCCAAGCAAACAGACUCAGGAAAGUUGACUUGCAUUGCUCGUAAUGAAGGUGGUGAGGUCAGUCUGGUUGUGAACUUGACUGUUAAAGAGAAGGUUGAGAAGCUACAAAUCAGAGACUAUACAGCAGAUAGCAUGCCACUAGUAGCAGGGAAUGUUAUUAUUCUUAAUUGUUCCUCUGAUCAUGCAAUGCACCCUCACAUCACCUGGCUACUACCCAGUGGUACACCACUGGUGAGUGGUGCUCGGUUCUCUAAGUUUUUCCACAGGCCUGAUGGCUCUUUGAUCAUCAGCAACCCUUCCCUGGCUGAAGUCGGUAGGUAUCGUUGCUUGGGGCAUAAUUUUGGAGGUGUGGUAGAGCAUACAAUCACAGUGUCCCCAGGGAGAAAGCCACAGAUCAAUAACAGAUAUAACAAUCCUGUCAGUGUCACUAAAGGGGACACACUUUUGCUCCAUUGUGUAACCAAUGGGACACCCCUCAGACUAACAUGGACGCUGCCCAGUGGAGUUGUCCUCAACAACAAACAACAAGCUGGACGAUAUGCUGUCCUGUCUAAUGGGACACUUGCAAUUGAACAAGUUUCUAUUUAUGAUAGAGGAUCGUAUGUAUGCAGAGCAGCAAAUGAGUAUGGCACUUCUCUGCUUACUGUGUCAGUAGUUGUGAGGGCAUACCCCCCUCAAAUUACCAAUGGUCCUCCCUCUGUAACUUACGCUAAAAGUGGAGUUGCUGUUCAGUUGAACUGUGUAGUGACUGGGGUCCCUAGAGCAGAGGUAACAUGGGAAACACCUGAUAAGACCCUCUUAACUGUUGGUAGACAGCCACAGCUUUUUGGAAAUAAGUACCUCCAUCCACAAGGUUCCCUCAUCAUUCAGAACCCAACACAAAAAGACACUGGUGUCUACCGAUGCAUAGCCAGGAAUGCCAUUGGAAUAGACUCUAAAUCAUCAUAUCUCAAUGUAUUCUGAAAAUUUUCACUUCUCAUCUUAGCUCACUGUCAUCUGUUUCAUUAUCCAUAUACAGUAAAACUCACCUAAACCGUCAUCAUAUAAACCAAAUACUCGCACUGACUGGACAAAAGCAAGAAUCCCAAUGUUUUUGUAUGGUUUUCCAUGUAAC
Thalassophryne amazonica is the source of this 7489-nucleotide messenger RNA. It is a transcript of the gene mxra5a, whose product is annotated as matrix-remodelling associated 5a. The transcript is spliced from 7 exons. Gene Ontology annotation, molecular function: protein binding. The record is from RefSeq and is a predicted model, not a curated record. Bases 1 to 7338 code for a protein of 2445 amino acids. Gene Ontology annotation, cellular component: extracellular region. Lineage: Eukaryota; Metazoa; Chordata; Actinopteri; Batrachoidiformes; Batrachoididae.